Molecule: messenger RNA, 954 nt
Organism: Musa acuminata AAA Group (dessert banana)
Lineage: Eukaryota; Viridiplantae; Streptophyta; Magnoliopsida; Zingiberales; Musaceae
Exons: 4
Coding region: 128-820 (230 amino acids)
Source: RefSeq, a predicted model, not a curated record
UUAAGAGCAGGAGAGCUCAAAGGCCUGCAGAAGAAAGGAAACUAACUGUUCUCGGCCUUCCUUAAUAAUCUCCAUGCGUUUGCUGCCUUUGGCAUGAAGCUUUUGCAGAACGAGAUGCUGGAGUUAAAUGGCCAAUGCAGAGAUGAUGGAGAUAUCACAACAGAUAGACAAACAGGAUGUUGGGUCGAGGAUCGUGGACAGUCUGAGAGGGAGGCUGCUAGCAGAGAGAGUGGCCACCAAGGCGGCCAAGGAGGAAGCUGAGAACCUGGCCAACAGGCUGGAGGAGUUAGAGAGGGAGCUGGCUGAGGAGAUCAGGUGCAGAAGAAGAGCUGAAAAGAGGCUGAAGCAUGCUCUGAAGAAGUUGGAGUCACUUAAGCUCGCGAAAGAGAGAAGCUGCUCUUCCUCACAAUGCUCGGCCACGGUGAAUUCGGGACAAUGUGGGCCAUCGGAAGAGGUGGAAGGGAUGGCAGGUGAUGAAGGGAGAUGCAGUCUGGUGGGGACUGUGCAGGACCAUGUUGAGGAUGAGCCCGAGUUCAGGUCUCAGGAAUCGUCUACUGAUGCUUCAAGGACAUCUUGUGGUGACAACAAGAAAGAGACAUCAGUGGACGAAGGUAGCAAGGAAGAGAGAAUGCUCGCUCUCAUUCGAGGAUGUAGACAACCGGAGUCAGAGGCGCCCAAAUUGCAGAACAAGGAGGAUGUGCAUCAUGUUCUUGCUGCUCUGAGAAAUGUUAAAGAGCUGCUACUCUUCUCUCUGGGGAGCAAAGCUAAUGUUUACUCUCCAGAACAGCUCUUGGCUGGUCAGAGAGACUCUUAUCAAUGACUUAUUCAAAUCUAUAUUGGUAUUAUGGUUUAUAUAUAUGUAUGUAUACAUGUUAUAGAUUUCCAAUAAAUUGCUCAAGAAUGAUGGAUCAGGUCUCGUUGUGAUAUGCCAAGUAUUUUUUAUCAUUGCCAUUC